GCGUCGGAAGUGCAUCACGGCGGCCAUGCUUUGAACACCGUCCUACUGCUGGUUGCAGGGCCAUCCGCGGCAGCCGCUGGCAGCGGCGGUGCGGCGCCAGCUCCCGGAACCCCGCUCGUGCCCCCGAAGGCGCCCAUCCCCGAGUUCUCAUUCGGUGUCUGGAACGCUACCGAUGGCACCGUCUGCAUACUGGCCAAGUUCCAGGUCUUCUUCACCAUCACCUACGCCGGCAGAGGGGGACUUCAGACGGUAACCCUGAAAAUGCCCGAGAGCGCCAAAGCCAAAGGAAUCUGCCCCACGGAGGACCAGGAGCCCGUUCUGGAACUUACAUGGCCAGUGUUCCGGUUCAUCCUGAUGUUCUCCAGAGUUCCCCCAGUGAACGACAAGGGCAAAGGAUCAUGGAAGGUUAGCGGUUUGGAGAUCCAGUUCAACACAAACUCCCCUUUCUUCCCGGGCGCCACGAACGCCGGCAAGCGGACGGCCCGCAGUCCAGAGAAUAUGACGCUGUUCGAGACACCGAUGGGCGAGUCGUACUUUUGUCCGACGCCUAAGCUGGUCACGCUGACGGACUCGCGCGGUGGACGCAAAGUGGCCGUGCAGUUCAAGGACCUGCGCAUCCAGGCGUACGAGUUCCAGGGAACCUAUGGUCCAGGUGAGUUCUUACAGAGGUGA
This is a messenger RNA of Dermacentor silvarum, 672 nucleotides long. RefSeq names its product lysosome-associated membrane glycoprotein 2-like. The annotation marks the transcript as partial. The record is from RefSeq and is a predicted model, not a curated record. Lineage: Eukaryota; Metazoa; Arthropoda; Arachnida; Ixodida; Ixodidae. The transcript has 4 exons. Gene Ontology annotation, cellular component: membrane.